AUGCCAUCCAGGACUUUCACUGGACCUGAAACAGUCCCUCCUUCAUCUACCUCGUUCAUUUCUAAUGUGGCAGCCAUGAAAAGUCUCUCAUUCUCCUCAGAAGUCUAUGUUGAGAUACUUGUUGGAUGUGUUGUCUUCAUACUGGCAAGUUCUUGGAGAAAAAUCCGCAACAUGGUUCACUGGUCACCCUUUGUCCAAUCCUUCAAGAAGAAAUAUCCCUGGGUUCAAUUAGCGGGUCAUCAAGGUAACUUUAAAGCUGGUGAAUAUGGUACAAUCCUCAAGAAAUACUGCCCUAAGGAACAGACUGCGUUGAGUUCAUUAAUGUCAGACGUUCUAAGACCGUAUAUACCAGAAUACAAAGGAAUUGUAGAGAGGAAUUCAGAAAAAUAUGUUCAGAUGCAAGAUCUUCUAGGUGAAUUUGACAACCCCUCUGUCAUGGACUGCAAGAUGGGAACGAGAACAUAUCUGGAAGAAGAACUCAUGAAAGCAAGGGAAAAGCCAAAACUCAGAAAGGACAUGUACCAGAAGAUGAUUGAGAUCGAUCCUAACGAGCCAACUGAAGAAGAGAACAAUAGACAAGCCGUCAUCAAACCACGCUACAUGCAAUGGAGGGAAUAUGUCAGCUCUUCGGCAACUCUAGGCUUUAGGAUAGAAGGCAUAAAGAAAGGCGAUGGUCACUCCAGUCGUGACUUCAAGACAACAAAGACGAGAGAUCAGAUUAGUGAGAGCUUCAACUUCUUCUUAGACGGUGAUUCAGAAGUCCAAGCUAGAUAUAUCAGAAGACUCAAGGCAAUCCGAGCAACGUUAGAAGCAUCACCAUUCUUUAGCAAUCACGAGGUCAUUGGCAGUUCGCUCCUGUUUGUUCACGAUAGGACGGGCAAAGCGUGCGUUUGGAUGAUUGACUUCGGAAAGACCACACCCCUCCCUGACAACUGCACGAACGACCACCGGACGCCAUGGGUGGAGGGCAAUCAUGAGGAUGGUUAUCUCUAUGGUCUUGAUCAGAUGAUCCAAGUCUGGACUGAUUUACAACCCACCAAACCAGCGUCAUAGUCCAUGCUGCCCUCUAUAGUUGUAGUGUGGUGUAAUGUUGAACUGAUUACAGUCAGCUGAAGAAAGAAAGAGAGAGAGGGAUAGCGAUGGAUGCGAUCCUUCCUGCUCAACAUCAUAUAAAAUCAUUCCAUGAGAAGACGACAAUGAUGGCAUCGAAGGAGAUUAAAUCAUCCAACACAUUGCAGACAGCAUUCAGCAUUAUGGGAUGUUGACAAAAACGUGAACGACAUGGAAUUUGAGUUUCUUCUUCAUCAUUAGUUAAGUGUCAAACUGAAUCUCAGGAUUAGAGAUGGCGAAGAGGAAUUAAGUUUCUCCUUUUUUUAUUUGCCAAGAGUUAUAUGCAGGAAUAUAUAUCUAACCAUUUCCCAAAGGCUUUGUACAGAGAUUGCCCAAAUCUGUUAAGCAGUGGGUUAACCUUUCGACAACUAAAGCCUGUAAUUUCCAUAGGCUUUGUACAAAGAUCACCCAGUUCCAGUAAGCAAAGGGUUAACCAUUGUAAGAAUUAAUAAACAGCACCCUUAUCAUUGUCCAAUGUUCACAUGCAACCCUGAAGAUAAUCUUUAGAGGUUGUUAUAAGGUGCUUAUAUCUGCCUCUUCUCCAGAUCUAAGAUUUUAUGUGGUGAGAUUUGUCAGAGGACCUUUUUGUUAAGUUGAACGACAUUUAUUAGGUUAUUUUAGUCCGCACAAGGACUGAAAUGCAUAUCCUGCAAUGUAAUCUCACCUGCAUUACUUUUCUUAAGAGUGUUCACACUUAAAUCACAAAUCCUACUUCAGUAACUUCAAAGGGUUUCUUGAUCAAAUCUUUUUAAUUAACAGUUAAAGAUGGCCUCCUAUUUAAUGAAAUAAAUUCAAACACAGCGCUGUUCAACACUAACAUAUUAAACCAAUAUUUGUAAUCAAAUGUCAUUUUUGGUACAUGGUUUUCUAUAGACUUAUAAAUUACAUGUUAUAAAGCCAGGAAGUGAUUAAUCAAAGUUUGAAUGCAGAUAGUUUCAGUAACUUUAUAGUGACAUUUAUUUUAUUUAUUUGACUGAUGUCAUUUGUAUUACAUGAGAUCACAUUCAUUUUGUUUAGAUGGAAUUUUUUUAUUGAGCCCUUUGAUAUACCUCUUAUGGGAUUGAUUUGCCAAAAAUACUUCAGUGGCCUUUGAAUGUAAAGUGGCCUUUCCAAUUCAGAGUAAAACGUGAACUCAAUUUUUUUUUGUUGGGGGCGUGUGUUUCGCAAAAAUCAAGUCUUUUCUAAAAUCAAACUUAAAUUCCCACUUGCUUUGGCCAGAUCACUUUAUGGAAUGUGCUCUAGUGUGUAAUAAUCAAUGGAAUUAUACACAAGGUGACUUUUGGUCAAACUUAACCUUUGUGAAACAUCCCUAGGUCAUUCUGAUUCUAUUGCAGUCCUUCAGGCUGCAUGUGGUGUAUUCCCUCUUUCAAAUCUUGUUGUCUUUACUGUUUUGCAACUAUGCAAGAACCAAGUUCAGGAUAAAUGAUUUUUCUAAAUUCUAAAUUUGGAAGUCUUUGUACACAACAUGGAUGCUAAAGAGGGAGAGAUUGACGUCAUAAAUUCUUAAGUCGACUUGAAUGAUUUGAAUAUUGUUAACUGGAAAAGAAACCACUUCCUUAACAAUUAAAUUGAUAAAAAAAGAACAAUACUGUCAAUUUACCCUGACUGGGAGAGUUUCAUAAAAGAUGGCAGAUAUUAAUGAUGUAAAAUUGCCCUUCAAUUCCCGGGAAUGUGAGAUAUAUAUAACAUCACUGCAUAAGUCAUAUCAUUCUCAGGUGACCCAUGCUACUCUGUAUACAUCAAUGAGAAUACUCAUCAAAUGUAAUAUAUCCCAAUUGUCUCAUACUCCAUCUACUGGUGGUGACAGGUUUCUUGUUUACUAAUUCAUUUCAGUUUAUUCUUGCAAACUUAGUGGUAAGGUAUUAUAUUGUUACUACUUGUAAAUGAACUUGGGCAUCCACUAAGAUAUUACUUUAGUAAACCAGUAUAUUCAAAGCUUAUUUCAUUUUUUAGGGAUUUGAUACAAAUUCAAUAUUCAUUUUUCUAAGUAUUUAAAGGGGAAUCCAGCCUUGGCCAUAAAAUGUUGUGUUGGGAUGGAGAAAAAUAAAUUAAACAGAAUGCUAAAGGUUUGAAAGAAAUCGGACAAGCAAUAAGAAAGUUACAGCUGCUUUAAAUUUGAGAUCACUAAUAGUAUGUAGAUUUCAAAUUGGCAACUGGGUAAGUAAAUUAUGACAAGGGGCAAGGACAACUUUCCCAUAGGCCAUGUACUUUAUUAUCAGGGAUUUGUGGUUUUCUUUUAAGUACCCAUUCCCCUGGGGCAGUAAUCUGAAUAUUACCCAGGUAGUAUAUUGUUUAAUGUCCUCAUGAAAGAUAAAUGUAAUUUGAAAUAAAACUUUUGGGAAAAAUGACAUUUUAGCCAUAAUAUGUAUUGGAGUACAUGGAAGAGUAGUCCUUGCCUUACAUCACUAUGACAUCCCAUAUGUGGCCAAUUUGAAGUCUCCAUGAGUUUAGUGAUUACCAAUAUUUACAACUUUUAAAAAUUCAUAGCUUUCUUGUUGUUUGUCCAAUAUUGUUCAAACUUUCACCUAUCAACUAACCUGAUUUUUCUUUUUCUUAUAAAAAUAAGUUUUUAUUUGGGUUGGAUUCCCCUUUAAAGAUGGACAAACGGAAGAGAUCAGUUGUGUAUCACCUUUAAAAAAGAUCUCUGUUUAAUAUAUAACAUGGCUAGCUCAGAACAGUAAUGUAAUGUCUUAUCGUGCUAUUCUUUGGUACCAAAUUUUUAUGUUUAAUUUUUUUUUCUUAGUCAAUGCCUUAUUUAUAAAACUUGGGAUAUUUUUUUACCUUUCAAUGUAAAUUGACAUCAGAGGCUUCUUUAUGAUCUUUACCUGAAAAAAGGAGUUAUUUUGCCUGAUUUGAAUAUGUACCGAGCCUUCAGGCGCUUUUGCUGCAAUUCAUGUUCUUAUUAUAUGUUUACGCGAAUCACACUUCAAAUUCUGCCCCUCCCCUUCCUCCUCUCUCUCUCUCUAUCUCUCUGACCAUUCAUAAUUUUUAAGUAAUAAAAAUCUCAGUGUAAUUAUAUGAUUGUUUAUUAAUUGAAUUUGUAUAUAAUGAUAUUGCUCUCAUCAGCAUUGUGGUAAAUUAUAGAAUGUACAUUUUCACUGUUACCAUAGCAACUUUAUUAAUAGAUAUUUACUCAAGGAAUAAUAUGGGUUUGUAGACGUCUGCAAAAUGCAGUACAAUAAGACUUGGCAUGAUCACAGAAUCUUUUAAUAUCAAACGAUGUAUUGUAGACAGUUAAACAUUCUACAUAAUCUUUUGCUGCACUUAAAAUGAUAGCUUUGGCAAAUGCAGUUUUAAAUCUUUCGAUGUUUAGUUCUAUAUAUAUAUUUUUUAAGCUAAUGCCAUCUGUAUUAUGACUGUGCACAGUUCUUGUGGUUAAUAUUGAUGUAUUAAUAUAGUUUCAAGGUUUUUUUUUUUAAUCUUGCAGAGCAAUGCAACUCAUUUCAUUUCCCAAUUAUACUGUUUUAUAUUAUAUUUUGAUUUUUAUAUUCUAGCUUCUGAUAUUAUUAACAUAUUUUUGAAAUUGUAUUUUGUUCUUAGACUUCAAUCAGAACUUUGAAUAAGAUAAGAACAACAGUUUUCAAAUCAACUUAGAAGUAAUGCCACCACCCUUGCAAUGCAUUGCUCUCAUACCAUGUAUUUGACUUUGACAUCAUUAAAAAAAUUGAUAUUCCUCUUCCUCAUCAUCAUGUCCUAUUGUUUUGACAAUUCAAUCAUAGACUUAGGUACCAACAAAUAUGUGAUCAAGUCAAAUGUUACAAUAUUCUUUGACUUAACUUUUUUUGCAAAUCCCCUCCAAAAUUAAGGCAACAAAAUGUAUAUUAUAUUCCAUAUUUUCUCAAGAUAAAAAUAAUAAUAGAACAAAUUUGCAGAAUUGUAGUCCUUGUCUAUACCCCUAAAUAAACUCAAGGUUAGUGAUUGGUUGCACAGUUGAUUUGUAAAAUUAAUUGUACAUGUGGAUCACUGCAAUCAAUUGACAAACAAUUGCAAAGUUUUUUGUUAUGGGACUGUACCUGUAUAUUCAAGUGCAUGGAAUAACCCUUUAAAAUGGGACAGAGGAAUAACCUGCUAUUUAAUGCAUGUAAACCAUAAUCUUAUGGGAAGAGGUAUAAUGCUGUAUAUUCUUCAGCUGCAUAACGUAUUGUUGGAACUUAAAACAGAGCUUAUGUGGCUAUUUAAAUUAAUUUCAGUGUCUCGUGUAAAGUUAUGAAUAUGCAAAAACCUGAGGAAACAUUGAGCAUUUGAUUCAUAUUUCAUAGGGAAAAAAAACUGCCAUUUUUUUUUUAUAGAUUUGUCUAUGGUGUAUAUCAGAACAGAUGCUCAUAAUUUUAAUUUCUAAAUCUUGGCAACACUGUCCAAUAGUGAUGUUGGUAGGUCCUUCAUCAUUUCUGCAUUCAUACCAUGUCAUUUUGCUAUCAUAACCAUAUGUCAUACCAAUUCUUUAUUUUGAAAUUAUUUCUUGUAUGUGGAAAAUGUCUUUCUUGCUGUGAUUAUGAUAAUGUAAUUGUAUGACAUAAAACUUAUCCCCAAAUAUUGUGCUACUUUUAGAAAAAUGGUGUAGAGACUAUAACCUUGGUUUUGUUUAAAUAUGCAGCAUGAAGUUUACACUAAACAUUGUAAAGUCUGAUUACAUUUAGAAUUUAUUUUUUUCAAAUUAAACCUAUUACAAAAGAUCAGUUCACACAUUGCAAGAUUAAAAGCUACAAAACUACACUAAAUUGGUUGACUUUGUCAUCAUCACCAAUAUCCAAUUCUAAAUAUCAUAUUCCAUUACUUCCUUUCAUUUCUUUACCGGGCAUCCAUAUCUUUCAUAUAUGAUGUGUAUUUCCAUUCCUACAUUCCCCAAAUCCUCAACAUUCUUAUCACAUCUUAUGAUUUUUUUUAAGUCUUUCAAGAUUUCUAUUGUAAUAUUUGAAUGCCAAUUGACUGAAUGGGACUUUUGUCUGCAUUGACAAUGUUUAUUUGCAGGCAUUCCAUUUUUAAAUGUCUGUUUGAAGAUACCAUGUAUUUUUACCCUCUCAGAUAUCAGCAAAAAAAAGUUAGAUUAGCAUCCUAACCCUUAAAACAAGAAAAUUACAGCUACUUAUUGAUUUUAAACAGUCAAUGAGAAGUAUUUUAGAAUGUAGAAUAUUAAAGUGAUGUGAGAGUAGACACAGGCAAUAUGGCCUUGCUUAGAUAUUCUUCAAAAUUCAAUACAUAAUUUUUUCUUAUAGCUUGAAAAGCCUUGUCGAUGCCCUAUGCUCUUUCUGUAUAGUUAUGCUGUAAUUAUUAAUGGUCUCAAAAUAGCCUAAGCCUACGUGCCUCUUAGGUUGAAUAUCCAAUAUAGGAAAGAAUAAUCAAGGUUGGUCUUGGUGUCUUAUUCAUGCUGCUAUCAUAUGUCUGUAUGUAUUACAAAAUUGCUUACGUGGCAAGAUGCAGUGUUCAUCAUUUGGUGCAAACAAAAAAUGCAUUGAACCUUGGAGAAAUUAGGCUUUCAUAUCAAGGUUUUUAGUUUAUUUGAUUUCUCACUCUUUCUCUAUAUAUAUAUCUCUCUCCUCUUUUCUCUCUCCCUUCCUCCUCUCUCUCUCUCUCUCUCUCUCUCUCUGUCUGUCUCUCCUUUUCUCCUUCUGUCUCUUUCCCCUCUCUCUUUCAACAGGGCUGAAUGAGAACCAUCUAUGGUCUGUUUUUGCAAUCACUCUUAAAUUUGCAUGGUUUCGCCAGUAGGAUGGCAUAUAAUUGUAUAAAUCAUGAAUGCAUAAUGCUGCAACAUGCAUUUAUAACAGGAUCACUUGGUAUCCAGCAACAGUGCAUGAUAUGCAGAAUAAAUGUUUUUCACCUAUGUGCCAAAAUAAGAUAUAAACUUUAUUUUCUUCAUAUUUUGAGUUGUAAAUUUUGGCCACCUGUGACGUGAAAUAUUUGUUUUGGAAGUGAACUCCAAAGUUAAGCAAAAGUAAGAUCUCAAAUUAAAAAAGAAAAGUGUAAUCACUGUCAUGUAUUAUAUUGGAGAACAAAAAACUUUGAAUUCAAUUAUAUGUCAUUUAGAAUGGCCAAACCAAAUAGAACAGUAGAUAAUCCACAUAUAAUAACAAGUUUUGCUUGUUUCUUUAAAAUAUCAGAAGUUUUAAGACAUCUCAUUGAAGUGUAUAUCCCUUGGUGAGUAUGCAUGCAAUUUCUUUUAUUUUAAACUUCUUAUUCAGGUGUUGAGGAACAAAAUCAGAAAGUUGAUUUAUCUUUACUCUGGUAUGGAUAAUGCAUUCCUUUUCCCUCAAAAUCAGUGGCAUUUCUGAUGAAAUAAAAGUUCAUCUGUCUAUUAUAUUUCAUUGAUUCAAAGAUUGAUAGAUUUGGGGGGUUAUACAGUAAUCUAUAAUGUAUUAUAUCAUUCUGUUAUUCUCAUUUAUUAGACAGAUAUUUUCUAGAAUGCUCAUUAAUGCACAUAAUCAUUUGUUUGUGUGUGUACCAAGCUAAAUAAUGCUUUCUAUAGCAUCUCUUUGAAGUAGUGUCUUUUAUAUCGAACAUGCCUUAUCACUCACUUGCUGUUCUUAGUGUAGUUUUUAUAUAGAAAAGUUAAUUUUUGUUCAACACGUUAACAGCAAGGGAAGUGUCACAUAGGAAAUGAUUUUCAUGUGUAUUUAUCAUGUUUAUAUCGAAAUAUAUAUAUAUAUAGUUAUGGAGAUAUGUUACACUAUUAUUAUCACACAUUGAAAAAAGGAAAGAAAAUGAUGCCUUGUUACACAAAGUGUUCUAAUUGAUUUAAGUAUGUAUAUUUCUUUCCAUCACUUUGUUUUCUUGGUAUUCCUUUUAUUUUCUUUUGAUAAUAUUAAUAUUGGUUCUGAAAUGGGAAUUAAAAUGUGUUUUUGUAUCCAUAACCACAAACAAUGGUCAUGCCAAUAAAGAAUACAUUUAAAAAAAGAAGGAAAAAACAUGCAAAUAACAA
Lytechinus pictus (painted urchin) is the source of this 8023-nucleotide messenger RNA. Its product is annotated as inositol-trisphosphate 3-kinase B-like. Bases 1 to 1053 code for a protein of 350 amino acids. Gene Ontology annotation, biological process: inositol phosphate biosynthetic process. The record is from RefSeq and is a predicted model, not a curated record. The transcript is spliced from 8 exons. Gene Ontology annotation, cellular component: cytoplasm; nucleus. NCBI's taxonomy places the organism in Eukaryota, Metazoa, Echinodermata, Echinoidea, Temnopleuroida, Toxopneustidae. Gene Ontology annotation, molecular function: inositol tetrakisphosphate kinase activity; inositol-1,4,5-trisphosphate 3-kinase activity.